CACGCGUGGGGUUGACGAGACGAGGCUUUUCCCACCCGCUCUUUCCCACGACAUCACGCUCCCAGACACAGCCGAGCAAGACCCACCCAUGCCCGACGAGAUCUACCACCACCUCCUCCGCGGCGCCGUCGCAGAAGGGAACCUCUUCCAAGUCAAGCGGUUCAUUUCGCGCAAGGGGGUCCCAUUACAAUGCCCCGACCCGACGAACGGAUGGCCGAUUUUGUUUUAUGCGAUGCGAUGGUGCCAGAAUGAGGUUGUCGGGUGGCUGUUGGAAUGUGGGCAUGAUGGGGGGGAGAUUAGUAAGGACUUUGCGAACAAUACGGCGUUGAUGGUCGCAGCGAACUAUAAGAAUGAGCAGGCCUUCAUGGACUACAUAGACCUAUACCCUCAAACGAUCAACAUGACUAACGACGACGGCAAAACUGCCCUGAUCAUCGCUACCGAGCGCGGGAUGAACGGGAUCAUUGAGACACUCUUGGAUAUGGGCGCUAACGUUAACUCGACCGACAGUACGGGGUCUACGCCGCUUCAUCACGCCGCCUCAUGGGGCUACUUUGACACGAUUACAUUAUUGAUGUCCCGCGGGGCGUUCUACAACGUGAAGAAUCAAAGAGGAUGGACGCCGUUUGAUUGGGCUUAUAGUGUUGAGACGCGGGAUCAUUUGCAAGAAUGCGCAACAGCAAUAGCGGAAAAGAAACCAUUGCCGUUACAAACAGCCGUACAUCGAUCCGGGAGCGGGAUCCCGCAAUCGCCGUCUGUGAGCGCAUUUGCGCCGUUGCAGCCGAAUAAGUUGGACCUGAGGACAUUCUUUUGAUGUCGGGAGGAGAGGGGGUUGGGUGGGGAGAGGGCAAGUUGAGCUUGGGCCUUUCCACUUCGAUCUUUUUUUUUUUUGGAAUUUGCGUGGGAGUAUGAGUUGGGUGAGAGUCGAGAGAGUUCAAUCCAUAUGGUAAAUUCCCGGUGCAUAUCUUAUGUCGGUGUGAAAACAUCGUCCAGUAUAUUAUGAGCAGCCUCCGAUAUCAUCAU
Messenger RNA from Fimicolochytrium jonesii, 1023 nucleotides. Its product is annotated as ankyrin repeat-containing domain protein. Gene Ontology annotation, molecular function: protein binding. NCBI's taxonomy places the organism in Eukaryota, Fungi, Chytridiomycota, Chytridiomycetes, Spizellomycetales, Powellomycetaceae. The transcript is spliced from 6 exons. Bases 89 to 814 code for a protein of 241 amino acids. The record is from RefSeq and is a predicted model, not a curated record.